This is a messenger RNA of Eutrema salsugineum, 1932 nucleotides long. RefSeq names its product beta-1,4-mannosyl-glycoprotein 4-beta-N-acetylglucosaminyltransferase. The transcript has 2 exons. The coding region runs from base 315 to 1490 and encodes 391 amino acids. Lineage: Eukaryota; Viridiplantae; Streptophyta; Magnoliopsida; Brassicales; Brassicaceae. Gene Ontology annotation, molecular function: beta-1,4-mannosylglycoprotein 4-beta-N-acetylglucosaminyltransferase activity. Gene Ontology annotation, cellular component: membrane. The record is from RefSeq and is a predicted model, not a curated record. Gene Ontology annotation, biological process: N-acetylglucosamine metabolic process; protein N-linked glycosylation.
AGAAAAUUAAAAAGAAAAUCUAGUGCAUAUUUAUUGCCCUUUUGUCUCUUUGGAUUACGAGAUUCCAUUCCUUAAAAGGCUCUGCAAAUUCAAUCGAAUUAACUUUUCCUUCACCUAUUUGGAUUUGGAAAAGAAAGUAGGUGAUUUAGGUUUUUCGGGGAGUUUGAAAUUUCCUCCUAUAUUUCCGUUUCUGGUUUUUUCUUUUGGUUUGUUGAUUUUUUUUAAUCUCUGGGUACUAUAUAAUUUGGGGGGAUUAAACGAUUUCCAGGCGUAAAACAUUAAGACGAAUCCUCUGUUGUUCUCGCAGUCAAAUCAUGUCCGAUGGAUAUUACAGUUCGAAGAAGACAGAUGAUAUCUGCGAAGAUGUUUGUGGACAGCAGGGAUCAAAAGCAGCUGCAACAAUCUCAAGGCUUAAAUGUGUUCUUCAAGGUUUCGACCUUAGAACAUACUUAUUACUCUUUAUUGUGAUGCCAUUUGUUAUCUUUGCAAUCUAUCUACACGGCCAAAAGUUCACUUAUUUCUUCAGACCCCUCUGGGAAUCGCCUCCAAAACCGUUUCAGACCAUUCCUCAUUACUACACCGAGAACAUAACAAUGGAGUCUCUCUGCAGUCUUCACGGUUGGGGAAUCAGAGAAUCUCCUAGACGUGUCUUCGACGCGGUUCUGUUCAGUAACGAGAAGGAUCUCUUAACAAUUCGUUGGAAGGAGCUUUAUCCUUACGUGACACAAUUCGUGCUUCUUGAGUCCAACUCAACGUUCACUGGUUUGCCUAAACCGUUGGUCUUCAAGAGCAACAAGGAUAAGUUCAGCUUCGUGGAGCCGCGGCUAACUUACGGGACGAUCGGAGGACGGUUUAGGAAAGGAGAGAAUCCGUUUGUUGAAGAAGCGUAUCAGCGUGUUGCGUUGGAUCAGCUUCUUAGGAUAGCUGGCAUUGAAGAGGAUGAUCUGCUGAUAAUGUCUGAUGUUGAUGAGAUCCCGAGUGCUCACACGAUCAACCUUUUGAGAUGGUGUGAUGAUAUCCCUCCGGUUCUUCACCUUCAGCUCAAGAACUACUUGUACUCUUUCGAAUACUAUGUCGAUAGCAAGAGCUGGAGAGCGUCUGUACACCGGUACAGGCCAGGGAAGACUCGGUAUGCUCAUUACCGUCAGAGCAAUGUUGUGCUGUCUGAUUCAGGGUGGCAUUGCAGCUUCUGCUUCCGUUACAUAAGCGAGUUUGUGUUCAAGAUGAAAGCUUACAGUCACUCGGAUCGUGUCAGGUUCUCUCAUUACCUGAAUCCGAGGAGGAUUCAAGAUGUUAUCUGCAAAGGAACUAACUUGUUUGAUAUGUUGCCUGAAGAGUACACAUUCAAGGAGAUUAUUGGCAAAAUGGGACCUGUACCUCGGUCUUUUUCAGCUGUUCAUCUUCCUUCGUACCUGCUGGAUAACGCCGAGCAGUACAAAUACUUGUUACCCGGUAAUUGCGUAAGAGAAAAACAGACAGGGUUUAUAUGAUGAACACAUCGAAGGUGUUCUUGUAUAGACUUGGUCAAGCUUCAGGGCCACUUAUUCGGAUCAUUCUUGAGAUAAAAGGCGCAAUCUUUUGACCCAGAGAGGAGAAAUUAAAGAAAAAAAAAACGUCAUGAUUGGUUUUGAUACUUAGUCAGGAAGCGUAUAUAACCCAAAUGCUGGAUUCAGUUGCUUAGCUCUGAGAAUUUUUUUCCAUCAGUUUCUUUUGAUACAGGAGGGUAUGUGAGAAAAAAGGAGCUUACUUUGAGUUAGAGCUGCACAGCACUUCCCAGGUUUUUUCAACAAUGGGAAGGAAAUGAAGCUGCCUAAGGACUGAUUGAGUAGUAUAGAUGUUUCAGGAUCCAUUUGUUUAUAUAACAUUUUCUUCAAGGCUUUUUUGUUCUGGUUAUAUCGGUUAUUUACUUCAUUCUUAUUCAUUUUCCAUCUA